AUGAACUCGCAACUCAGUAUUUCGUCGCGCACCACACAGACGUCGUCGGUUUUCUCCGCUGAGGAAGACGGACUCGACGCCAGAAUUAAGGAAAUUGAAGACUACUACGUGCGCACGCUGUUGGACGAGGAACCCAGCUUUGAACAGAAACCACGAAUCACGGGAUUCCCACUGCACACCAAGCAGCAGCAGCAGCAGCAGCAGCAUGUGGUGCGUCGCAGCGGGCAGAUGCCCGCUGCACCACAGCUAGAAGUGCAGAUCAAUCCUCAGUACAUGCCCGCCACUGGUGUGAUGCCAUUGACCAGCGAAAACCUUAAGCUCUUGCAAAAUCCGAAAUUGGCACCACAGAGACCCGAGUGUCUUGCACCACCAGAGGAACCCACAUCUGCACAAGGCUCUGGGUCUCGUGCUCACCAAAGCGCUGCGAAUGAAAAGUGCAACCGGACCCUUUACAAGACCGAGCUAUGCGAAUCGUUCUCAACCACCGGCCAUUGUCGGUACGGUUCAAACUGCCAAUUCGCACACGGUCUACAAGAGCUCAAGUUCAAAGAGCGUAACAACAAAUUUAGAACCAAGCCUUGCUUGAAUUGGAUCAAAUCCGGCUCCUGCCCCUACGGCCAGCGGUGUUGCUUUAAGCAUGGCGACGACGUGGACAUCGAAGUGUACUUGCAGGCAGGUCACAUUCCCAAUUCACAUCAUCUUGCGAGCGCUGGAACAGGACGCAGGAACCAUCACGCCAAUGUCCGGGCAUUGCAAAAAAUGGCAUGGUGA
Messenger RNA from Lachancea meyersii CBS 8951, 771 nucleotides. The record is from the annotation of a GenBank genome assembly. Lineage: Eukaryota; Fungi; Ascomycota; Saccharomycetes; Saccharomycetales; Saccharomycetaceae.